AUGGUACUAAUAUCAUCACUAUGUUUAACAAUAUUAUCAAUUAUAACAUUAUCAUUAGCUGACUUAUCAUGUAAUCCAUUAAAACAACUGAAUUGUUCUCCAAAUCCAGCAUUAAGUGGAUCCAUACAUGAAACUUUUAAUAAUGGGUUAGGAUCAUAUUUUACUUCAAGAAAUAGACAAGGUGAUUUAAAUUUUGGUUCAGAUGGAAUUUCAUUAGUUAUAAAUAAAAGAUUUGAUAAUCCUUCAUUUAUUUCAAAUUUUUAUAUAAUGUUUGGUUAUGUUGAAGUUGAAAUGCAAGCAGCUGAAGGUAAAGGUAUAAUAUCAAGUUUUUAUUUACAAAGUGAUGAUUUAGAUGAAAUUGAUAUAGAAUUUUUUGGUGGUGAUCCUUAUGAAUGGCAAUCUAAUUAUUUUUUAAAAGGAGAUACAACAACUUAUGAUAGAGGAGAAUAUCAUCCAUUACAACCAAGUCCAUUACAAACUUAUCAUAAAUAUGCAAUAAAUUGGACUGAAUCAAAAGUAGAUUGGUUAAUUGAUGGUCAAAUUGUAAGAUCUUUAACGACUGCAAAAAUCCAAUCUCCUUGUAGAAUUUAUUCAGGUAUAUGGGCAGGUGGUGAUCCUUCAAAUGAAAUUGGUACUGUUGAAUGGGCUGGUGGAUAUACUGAUUAUAGUCAAGUUCCUUUUACUAUGCAUAUAAAAUCAAUUAUUGCGGUUGAUUAUUCUACUGGUAAUUCAUAUUCUUAUAAUGAUCAAUCUGGAAAUUUACAAUCUAUUGUUGCAAAUGGUGGUCAAAUUAAUGGUAGAUUCCAACAAGCUCAACAAGAUAUAGUAAAUAUUAAAAGUGGUAAAGCAGUUGAUAAUAGUGGAUCAUCUAGUCAAUCAUCUAGUCAAUCAUCUAGUCAAUCGUCUUCAUCAAGUUCAAGUUCAUCAACUUCAACAUCUUCUUUAUCUUCAACCACAUCAAGCACAUUAUCCUCAGGUUUAACAACCUCACAAUCAUCAUCAAUAAACCUAACUACAAUAUCAUCAUCACCACCACCACAAUCACCUACAUCAAACAAUCAAUCAAGACUAGUAUCAGUAGGUAGUGGAGUAGUAUCAACAUCAACCAAUCUACCAACAUCAUCUUCAUCUUCAUCUGCUACUUCGUCUACUACUUCAUCAAUCACGUCAGAUUCUACAACUACAAGAUCUGCUUCCACUACCGCAUCAGCUUCACAAGCUGAAAAUAAUGGUCUUAUGAUACGUAAUGAAAUUGCCGGGUACUUUGUACUGUUUAUAAUUUUAUGUUUUGCUAUUAUAUAA
Lodderomyces jiufengensis is the source of this 1302-nucleotide messenger RNA. It is a transcript of the gene CRH11, whose product is annotated as transglycosylase. The coding region runs from base 1 to 1302 and encodes 433 amino acids. The transcript has a single exon. Gene Ontology annotation, biological process: fungal-type cell wall organization; carbohydrate metabolic process. Gene Ontology annotation, cellular component: fungal-type cell wall. NCBI's taxonomy places the organism in Eukaryota, Fungi, Ascomycota, Pichiomycetes, Serinales, Debaryomycetaceae. The record is from RefSeq and is a predicted model, not a curated record. Gene Ontology annotation, molecular function: glycosyltransferase activity; hydrolase activity, hydrolyzing O-glycosyl compounds.